Molecule: messenger RNA, 1798 nt
Organism: Tarenaya hassleriana
Lineage: Eukaryota; Viridiplantae; Streptophyta; Magnoliopsida; Brassicales; Cleomaceae
Product: apolipoprotein A-IV-like
Exons: 15
Coding region: 100-1431 (443 amino acids)
Source: RefSeq, a predicted model, not a curated record
UUAUAAAACAGUGUGCGAGAGAGAGAGAGGGAAUUUGGUAUUCUGAAAUCUCCGGCGAUCUCCUUCCUCACGAGUUUUGUUGGCUAAUCCGUCUUAGCUAUGGCAGCCGCGAAGCUCCUGGCUUUUUUCUUCCUCGCCUUGGUUUUCGUCGCCGGUGUUUCCGCCGAUGCCGGAGUUGGCAGCGAGGAUGCCGGAGGAUCCGACGGCGGAGAUUCGUCGGUUUCUGAGAUCCAGAUUGAUCGGCUCAACACCAAGAUCCGUGCUCUAGAAUCCCAGAUUGAUGGGAAAACCCGAGAACUUAAGGGUAAGGAGGAUUUGAUAUCUGAGAAGGAGAAACUUCUCCAAGAAAGACAAGACAAGAUUGCUUCCUUGCAGGCUGAGGUCUCAUCGUUGCAGAAAAAGGGUUCAUCAGAUUCUGCAGAACAGUUGGGAAAGGCUCAAGCACGGGCGGUCGAACUAGAGAGACAGAUUGAGACACUCAAGAAAGAGCUAGCGAAGAAAACCAAGGAGAAUGAAUCCACAGAAGCUAGGAAUAGUGAGGCUGAGAGGAAGCUAAGUGAAUUAAACUCGAGCCUGGAGAAAUUUCAGAAAACAAAUGAUGAGCAGAAGAGCAAAAUACUAAAACUUGAGCGAGCUCUCCAAAUUGCUGAAGAAGAAAUGUUGAGGUUAAAGCAUGAAGCAACCUCAAAGAGUAAGGAACUGCAUGAGGUUCAUGGUGCAUGGCUUCCCCCAUGGCUCGCUGUGCACUGGAUUAAUUUCGAGACUCUUGCAGAGACACACUGGAAUAGCCAUGGGAAACCAGCCCUGGACACAGUACUUCAAAAGGCAACAGAAGCUAAGGUUCAAGUCGGAAAGUGGGCUGAACCUCAUGUGGAAAACAUUAAAACCACAUACAUUCCAGCUGCAAAGGAGGGGUGGGUGACAGUUACGACAUAUGUUGAGCCACAUGUGCAAACGCUGUCCACUAAAGCUAAAGAAGCUUACGAAGCAUCCAAAACCACUCUUACUCCUCAUGUUGUCAAGGUUCAAGAAUUUGUAGACCCAUAUUAUCAGGAGACUAAAAAGUUCAGCAAGCCGUACGUUGAUCAGGUGGCCACCGUCGCAAAACCCCAUGUUGAUAGAGCGAGGGUUGCCUUGAAACCUUACACGAAGAAGGUGACUCAUGUCUAUAAAAAGUUUCUCAAGUCUGCCUCAACAUAUCACCAUCAGGUUCAAGGGAUGGUCAAAGAGAAAUUAACGAAGCACGAGCUGACAGAGACUCUUGCAACCAAAGAGUUCGUUUGGUUCAUGGCGUCGGCAUUAUUAGCUUUGCCCAUCUAUGCUGCAUACAAAAUCUUCUGUUCUCUUUUCUGCAAAAAGACAGAAAAGCCUGCAAGACAUCCUCAUCAUCAUGGUCGUCGUAAGGCUAAAAGGGGUCACUCCGACAAGUGAAGUACAUGAUUGUGUGUUGUUAUUCUCUAUUCCACGGUGAAAUUAUUCGAGGUACUGAGUUAUAAUACCUUCGAUACGGUUACUUCCUGAGCUCGCGGACGGGGAACUAUUGCCGAAAGCUCUGUGCAAAAGUUAUUUUUACUCUUGUCCUUUGGUAAUUUCAUGGUUUUGUUUUUUAAUAUACAAGAAGAUUAGACGGAUAACAUCCUUUACAGGGAUCUAGCAGGGUUUGGUGUAUUUGUGGGCAUAUCUUGUACGUUUUCAUGUGGGUAGAUUUUGUUAUUUUCUCCCUCUCCCUGUCAAUUUUCUUCUUGAAGAAUUAAUUUCAUGGGAUCAGAUAAUAAAAGCUUUCUGGUUUCAUAUAAUC